ACGGUAUACGGUACACACUGCACUGGCGAGGAAAAGUGCAAAGUUUCUGCAGGAAAUUAAUUCCCGCAUCCAAUAAAAACUUUCUUCCUUUUAACAACACUUCGUAAUUCGGUCCAGUGAAGCGCAAAAAUAUAGUGAAGUGUCAACCAAAGAAAAAAACAAGGAUAUUGUCGCAAAUAAAGAUAAAGUGGAAAGGUCCAAAUCCAAGCGAGCUCUGGCAAAAGGCAAAAAAGUGACGGCUGCUGCCGCCGAAUCUGAGCGGAGGCUGCCCACAGCUGCCUCCGGCUUCGGCUGAGCUUGGUUGGAGCUGACUCACUAUACACUUAAACUAAUUUACGUGCAGAUUACCCGCUGGAGCUGGAGACUGAGGGACUGACGACUUGCCUGCCCCUGCCGUCGCCGUCGCCACUAGUCAAACAUUAAGAAAUUAGACUUGGAAGUUGAAACAUUUUCUUUACGCCGUGUCUGACUUGUGAGCCGAUACUGAAAAAGUGAUGGCACGUCAAGGGGAAUGUGGAAUCAAGUACAAUAUUUUAAAUGAGCCUAUCUCACUCUCAGCUCUGAAACUUGCAACAGAAUUACAGAGAUGUAUCAUGAAAAUCAAAGCUCUGUGUAUGUCAGAAGAUGGCUCUGGUGUGGAUUAUUUCAAACUGGGUCGGAGUGACCUUUUCUUAGACUUUACAGCGAAAACAAGAGAGCUAAGCAGCAUUGACCUUCGACCCUUGACCUCGGAUCAGAGGAAGGCUUUCUUUAUCAACAUCUACAAUGCACUAACCAUUCAUGCUUUAGCUGUCCAACCAGAACUACCUAGAACUGUUCUUGAAGUCCAGGACUUUUGGAAGACCAGUUCCUACCUCAUUGCUGGACAGGUCUAUUCCCUGGAUGAUAUAGAACAUGGCAUUUUGAGAAGGAAUAAGCCACACCCUUCCACCAAGAAGAGCUGUUUCCAUGACGAUGACCCUCGGUUAGCUUACAUGGUUGAUACCUUGGAUGCCAGAAUACACUUUGCUCUGAACUGUGGGGCUGAGUCCUGUCCCCCAAUCAGUGUAUACACAGAGCAGAAUCUCGAGAGGGCACUAGACAUGGCAGCGAAGAAUUAUUUAAAUCAAGAGAUAACAAUGGACAUUGACUCCAAGCAGAUCAAUCUUCCGUCACUCUUAAAAUGGUAUGGUAGUGAUGCGGCCGAAACAGACAUUGAAGUUGUAAGGUGGACCAUUCCAUUCCUUGACGGGGAGAAGGCAGCACAAGUCCAGGAGCUUAUCACAGGGUCAGAGGUCACAGUAGGUUACAGGCCAUACAGCUGGAAACUGAACAAUAUUCAAAUAGGAGAGGAGUUUGAUGAUUCGGGGGAAAGCAAGGAGAAGAUAAGCAAGAUGUAAAUCAGGCGCGGAGAUGCAUGAUGUCUUGCAUAUUUCUGAUACAUAUUUUUGAUCCCAGGUUUUUUAUAUAUUCUUAUUUUCUAACUCACUCUAUUUAUUUUCUGUUUAAUUCUGUGUUUUUCUACGAUUUUGAACAAUAAUAGAAAACCAAUGAAUAAUAAUUAUUACUUAUACAGUGCAUUUCCCUUAAGGCCCAAAGUGCUUACAAUGAAAAUAAUUACAAGAAAUUAUAUAAUGCUAGUACUAUGGUACUGCAAAAUAUGGAAGAGAUGGGUUUUUAAUGCCUUUCUGAAAAUUCCUUUUGAUGGGGACUGUCUUAUUAUAAGAAAGAGGCAAAUCAUUCAUGUAUUGUAAGUUCUUUUUAUCAGUAGUUACAGCAUUUUCCUAACAAUAUCAUAGUAUUUUUUAAAAAGUUGAUUCAUGAUUUUUGUCUUUUGUAUAAUUCUGGUUUUUGUUAUAAAUUGAAUAUUCCACCUUUGAGCUGCCUGUUUUUGUUGGUUUUAUUCAAUUAAGUGAUCUUCAAGUCGGGGGGGGGGGGGGGGGGAGGGAGACCACACAAUAGAAUAUUCCCACUGAUCAAUAAGUUUGCUGCUUGAGAUACACCAGUGUGUAAAUUGUGAAAUAAGCCUGCAUCAUUUGCAUGUGAUCUGCCCAAGUCAAAAUCUAUGGCCCGAAUUCACAAAGGUGGUUUUUAAAACCAUCGGUUGAACCCAUGGUUUAAUGCAGAUUUCCUGUAUAAAUUACGCUUAUUUACCGAGUAUAUUAAAAACUGUCCAAUACUGAUGGAUGCUUUUGUCACAGUGCGCAAAAUUGAUGCCUGUUGUCAUGGUUAAGUACGCUAUUUUAUUCAUGAGUCCACUGUUUGGUGAGUGGACUCUGAAAUCAAAACAGUAGGCGUCAAUUUGGCGCACUGUGACAAAAGGGGCAUCAGCAUAGGACAUUUUUUAUACACGUGCCCGAUACGUGCCAAAUUAAGCAUAAUCUAUACAGGAAAUCUGCCUAAACCAUGGGUUCAACCGAUGGUUUUUAAAAACCACCUUGUGAAUUCGGUCCUGUAUGUAUGUGAGAUAAACAAAACGAUUACAUGAAAUUGUAUUUUUGUACACCAGAUGAUAUAUAUUGAUAUAAAGAAAAUAAAUAUGAUUUAUGAAGGAA
Molecule: messenger RNA, 2534 nt
Organism: Lytechinus pictus (painted urchin)
Lineage: Eukaryota; Metazoa; Echinodermata; Echinoidea; Temnopleuroida; Toxopneustidae
Exons: 7
Coding region: 495-1379 (294 amino acids)
Source: RefSeq, a predicted model, not a curated record